Molecule: messenger RNA, 3940 nt
Organism: Perognathus longimembris pacificus (Pacific pocket mouse)
Lineage: Eukaryota; Metazoa; Chordata; Mammalia; Rodentia; Heteromyidae
Gene: Prdm1
Product: PR/SET domain 1
Exons: 7
Coding region: 648-3107 (819 amino acids)
Biological process (GO): regulation of transcription by RNA polymerase II; cell fate commitment
Cellular component (GO): cytoplasm; nucleus
Molecular function (GO): histone deacetylase binding; RNA polymerase II cis-regulatory region sequence-specific DNA binding; DNA-binding transcription repressor activity, RNA polymerase II-specific
Source: RefSeq, a predicted model, not a curated record
UCACUUGAGCGCGCGUCCUCACUAUCCUCCCCCCCCCCACACACACACUCACACACACACACUCACUUUAUUCUAUCACAACCGGAAGCAGGGCGAUCUGGAGUAUUUAGAAUACAAUGCAGCCCAGAGCGAAACGCUGAGGGCUUAGAAAGGGAAGUAGGAAGGCUCCCAGUCCGUGUUGAAAUGUCUCUCUGCGAGCAGAGAGGAAGCGCGGCGGCUCUCGCAAUCCGAGGCGGGGAAAAGCCCUGCGCGCCGCGGCGGCGCAGCCCGGCCCGGCCCGGCCCCGGCCCCGGCCCGGCGGUGGAGCCCAGGUACCUGGCCACGCCCCCACUCCGGGCCGCCGGUGGGAGUGUACGAGACGAGUGGUUAAUCUGCAGCUGGGAGGGAGGGGAAAGCCGCCGGUCUGGUUAACACAGACGGAGCUGCGGCUGGCGAGACACUCGCUGGGCCCUCCAGUGUCGCGGAGAGGCUAGCGCAGCGCGCAGCACCUGUGCGCCUCCUACAGCCCGCCGGGGACCGAGCGAGCUCCCGGGCUGCGGUAGAAAAGGGGAGCGCGCGGCCAGGCGCGCGACGCUCACGGCUCCGCCCGUCCGGGAGACCGCGGGGAGAAAUGCGGACGGGGUCGACAUGAGCCAGACUUAUCUCCGAUGUUGGAUCUUUGCUUGGAAAAACGUGUGGGUACGACCUUGGCUGCCCCCAAGUGUAGCUCCGCUGCUGUGACGUUCCCGGGGUCGGCAGGAGGGACCGAGAAGACCAUGAAAAUGGACGUGAAGGACGCGGACAUGACUCGCUGGACAGAGGCUGAGUUCGAACUGAACUGUACCUACAUUGUCAACGACCAUCCCUGGGAUUCGGGGUCGGAUGGGGGGACCUCGGUGCAGGCAGAGGCCUCCUUACCCAGGAAUCUGCUUUUCAAGUAUGCCCCGGACAGCAAAGAGAUUAUCGGAGUGCUGAGUAAAGAAUAUAUACCACAGGGAACUCGAUUUGGGCCCCUUGUAGGUGAAGUCUACACCAGUGAGACAGUUCCCAAAAAUGCCAACAGGAAAUAUUUUUGGCGGAUUUACUCCGGAGGGGAACUUCACCACUUCAUUGAUGGCUUUAACGAGGAGAAAAGCAACUGGAUGCGUUAUGUGAAUCCGGCGCACUAUGCCCAGGAGCAAAGCCUGGCUGCGUGUCAGAACGGGAUGAACAUCUAUUUCUACACCAUUAAACCCAUCCCUGCCAACCAGGAACUUCUUGUGUGGUAUUGUCGGGACUUUGCAGAAAGACUCCACUACCCUUAUCCUGGAGAGCUCACGGGGAUGAAUCUCACACCAGCACACAGCAACCCAAAGCAAAGCGGUGCUGAUACACAUGAACUUUGCCCAAAGAACGUUCCAAAGAGAGAAUACAGUGUGAAAGAAAUCCUAAAGAUGGACUCCAACCCCUCCAAAGGGAAGGACUUGUGCCGUUCUAACAUUUCACCCUACACUCCAGAAAAGGACCUGGAUGACUUCAGGAAAAUCAGGAGCCCCGAUAAGCCCGUGUACCCUCGGGUAGUCUACCCUAUCCGAGCCCCUCUGCCAGAAGACUUUUUGAAAGCUUCCUUGGCCUAUGGGAUGGAGAGACCAACUUACAUCACCCAUUCCCCACUCCCAUCGUCCACCACCCCAAGUCCUUCCGCCAGAAGCAGCCCUGAGCACAGCCUCAAAAGUUCCAGCCCUCACAGCAGCCCUGGGACCACCGUGUCCCCCCUGGCCCCCGGCUCGCAAGAACCCCGGGACUCCUACACCUACUGGAAUACACCCUAUGGCGCCGCCGAAGGCCUGGGCUCUUACCCUGGAUACACCCCUGCCCCCCACCUCCCACCCACUUUCCUCCCCUCUUACAAUGCUCACUACCCCAAGCUCCUGUUGCCCCCCUAUGGCAUGAAUUGCAACAUCAAUGGCAUCAACAACUUCAGCCUGUUCCCCAGGCUGUACCCUGUCUACGGGAACCUCCUGGGAGGGGGCAGCCUGCCGCACCCCAUGCUCGCCCCGGCCUCCCUGCCCAGCUCCCUGCCCUCUGAAGGAGCCCGGCGGCUGCUUCCUCCUGAGCACCCCCGGGAAGUGCUGCUCCCAGCACCCCACAGUGCCUUUUCCCUCACCGGGGCUGCAGCCAGCAUGAAGGACAAGACCUGCAGCCCCACGAGUGGCUCUCCAACGGCGGGGACAGCCGCCACGUCGGAACACGUGGUCCAACCCAAAGCUACCUCAGCAGUGAUGGCCGCCCCCAGCAGUGAGGAAGCCAUGAAUCUCAUUAAGAACAAAAGAAACAUGACGGGCUACAAAACGCUCCCCUACCCACUCAAGAAGCAGAACGGCAAGAUCAAGUAUGAGUGUAACGUCUGUGCCAAGACGUUUGGCCAGCUCUCCAAUCUCAAGGUCCACCUGAGAGUACACAGUGGAGAGCGGCCUUUCAAAUGCCAGACUUGCAACAAGGGCUUCACUCAGCUCGCCCACCUGCAGAAACACUACCUGGUGCACACAGGAGAAAAGCCACACGAGUGCCAGGUCUGCCACAAGCGAUUUAGCAGCACCAGCAAUCUCAAAACCCACCUGCGACUCCACUCGGGAGAGAAGCCUUACCAAUGCAAGGUGUGCCCGGCCAAGUUCACCCAAUUCGUGCACCUGAAGCUCCACAAGCGACUGCACACCCGGGAGCGGCCCCACAAGUGUGCCCAGUGCCAUAAGAGUUACAUCCACCUGUGCAGCCUGCAGGUCCACCUGAAGGGGAACUGCCCCGUGGCCCCCGCGGGCGGGCUGACCGCCGAGGACCUGACCCGCAUCAACGAGGAAAUCGAGAAGUUUGACAUUAGCGACAAUGCCGACCGGCUAGAAGACAUGGAGGACAACAUCGACUUGACUUCUGUGGUGGAGAAGGAAAUCCUAGCUGUGGUCAGAAAAGAGAAAGAAGACACUGGCCUGAAAGUGGCUUUGCAAAGAAACCUGGGGAGCGGACUCCUCUCCUCAGGAUGCGGCCUCUAUGAGUCACCAGACCUUUCCCUCAUGAAGUUGCCUCGCAGCAAACCACUACCUCUGGGACCUGUAAAGGUCAAACAAGAAACAGUCGAACCGAUGGAUCCUUAAGAUUUCCAGAAAACAAGUGUUUUUGUGUCCUUUCUUAAGUUAUGACUUGUGUGAGUCAGGGUGCCUGUAAGCAAACUGCUUGUACAUAAUUCCAGAUCUACCAAGAAAGCUCUCUUGCUGGCUGGUGGGUUUUCCUCACCUCCCAGAAAUUAAAGAAGGACUCCAAAGUUACUGAAAUCUCAGGGCAUAAAUGAGGCAAUGACUCUCUAUAUACAUAUACAUAUAUAUAUACAUAUAAUAUACAUAUUAUAUAUACUUAUUUACACCCAUGUCUAUAUAUUUGAACCUGUGUAUUUUGAAUAUUUGUGUGGAUAUGUUUGCAUAGCCUUCCCAUUACUAAGACUAUUGUCUAGCCAUAAUUAUUUUUUCAAUGAUAAUCCUUCCUAAUUUAUUAUACAGUUUAUCAUUCAAAAAAGCAAUAAUUAAAAAAAAGUUUACAAUGACUGGAAAGAUUCUUGGUAAUUUGAGUAUAAGUAUUGUAUUUUAUUGUCUUGUGGCCAUUCUUUGUAGAUUAAUUUCUGCACAUCUGUUUUAAGUACCUAAGAUUUAUAUGACUUCAGUCAACCUCUCUCUAUAUCGUUUCAGAAAUGAGGUUUUGGUAUUGCCAAAGUUAGACAUUUGGUGUGUUACCUCAUAAGAUCCUAUGUAUACAGCCUUGUAUAACUUGGGGGUAGGUGUGCAGAAUUACCCAAUAAUAACUUGAAUAGAAAGAACAAGAAAAGGAAUCUUCUCUGUUUUGGUUGAUAGUUGUUUUGUGUGUUUUUUUAAUUUGUUUAUACCAGUGACAAUUUUUACCAAAAAUAUAACAGGAAGGCUUUGCCAACCUGUAUCUC